Bursaphelenchus xylophilus (pine wood nematode) is the source of this 1410-nucleotide messenger RNA. NCBI's taxonomy places the organism in Eukaryota, Metazoa, Nematoda, Chromadorea, Rhabditida, Aphelenchoididae. The record is from the annotation of a GenBank genome assembly.
AUGGCUAGUUAUAACAUAACAUUGAUCAUGGGUUUGUGCGGGUUUCUGUUGUUGAAUGCGCGGGUCGCUUGGGCCAAAGUUGAGGAGGAGGUGGAGGAAUUGGUCGGAGAAUCUCUAACCUCAAGUCAUUUUCAGUCCGGUUCCGGUGAGAUGGUCUGUCCACACUCUCAAGGUAAGCUUUUUCUUUGUUAUUGCUUUUUUGGUCUUUAGGGGACGGAAAAUGUGUCUGAGAUGGCAAAAUUGAAGAAACUCGAUAUUGUACUAGGCUGAAGCUAUUUUCAAAUUAACAAUUAUCAGUUCUAAUUAUGCUAGGAUAAUUUGUUGAGCUUCUACAUUUAUUCGUUUUCAUGAUUUUGUCCAAAUUGCUCUGAUUUUAUGCAAAACAAUUGAUCUUGUGUAAAUUCCUCGGUGAGCGGUCGGUUUAUGGACGCUGGCUUCUUUUUCAGUGCAGUAGAACAUUCAGAGAUUCUUAGACAUACCCAUAGCACUGUUCAUAAAGAUAUUCCUGGUAAAUUCUCUUUUUUGUUCAAAAUUAUAUUGGACUAUGUCAGAUUUGGAUUGUCGAAAAGAAAUGAUAGUAAAAUGUGUUGAGUUCAGGGGUUUUUAGAUUCCUGAGUUAGAUGUAGAAUUUUUGCUUGUUUUUAGAGCGGGAAAUGGCGACUAUUUCUUGCGUUUUUGCCGAGUUUCAUUUAAAUCUUAGCAGUACAUGGAUAACAUAAUUUUUCGUGCGGAAAACCAAAAUUCUCAACAUUCUCGACAUUUUUAUUCUUCCAUUUUUAUCGCUGAGUGAGGUGGUCAGCUACCGAGAUGGACGAGAUGCACAGAACGUUCAUUUAUCAAGUUGCAAAAGAGACUGAUGUUGCUCGACAUUCUUCAUCUAGUAUAAUAUCGAGUUUUUUUGUUUUUGAAUACUGGGAACACCACUGGGUUCUUUACGAAACUUUUUCAUUGAAUGUUGAGCUGUUUUGAGCAUGAAGUUUGAUUAAUUUUUCAUUCUUGCAGCUUCGUCUAACUGCCAUGCGAAACUCGUAGCAAUUGGCGCAGGUCUUUUGGCUGGUGGCGCUGUCGUCGGCUACUUUGUUGGUACGUAUCUAACGGCGAGGAAAGCCCGCUGUAACGGGAAAAUCAAGCUCGACACGGACAAGGUUGUGGAUUCCACGGAUAUUGAAGACAUUGGAGAGAAGAAGGCCUUCUGUAGAUGUUGGAAAAGCGAGAAAGUAAGUAAAAUAUCGCUUGGGCUGUAGUAGAACAUGUCUAGUUUAUUUGCGUCAAAUUUGGUGAGGAUUGAUUGAGAUUAACACAACUUUUUUUCAGUUCCCGUAUUGCGAUGGCUCCCAUAACAAGCACAACAAAGACACUGGUGAUAACGUUGGUCCGCUGAUUGUCUCCGGCAAGAAAGAAGCUUCUUAG